AUGCAGACCUGUCUCCACACAGUGACCUGUCCACUGAAGAGGUUAGACACACCUCUCCACACAGUGACCUGUCCACUGAAGAGGUUAGACACACCUCUCCACAGGUCCACUGAAGAGGUUAGACACACCUCUCCACAGAGUGACCUGACCACUGAAGAGGUUAGACACACCUCUCCACACAGUGACCUGUCCACUGAAGAGGUUAGACACACCUCUCCACACAGUGACCUGUCCACUGAAGAGGUUAGACACACCUCUCCACACAGUGACCUGUCCACUGAAGAGGUUAGACACAGCUCUCCACACAGUGACCUGUCCACUGAAGAGGUUAGACACACCUCUCCACACAGUGACCUGUCCACUGAAGAGGUUAGACACACCUCUCCACACAGUGACCUGUCCACUGAAGAGGUUAGACACACCUCUCCACACAGUGACCUGUCCACUGAAGAGGUUAGACACACCUCUCCACACAGUGACCUGUCCACUGAAGAGGUUAGACACACCUCUCCACACAGUGACCUGUCCACUGAAGAGGUUAGACACACCUCUCCACAGAGUGACCUGUCCACUGAAGAGAAGCCAACGGAGGACAGUAAACCUACUGACACAGAGGAGAGUCCAGAGGGAGAAAAAGGUCAAGAGGAGGAGACUGCAGUAGCUGAGAACUCCACAGAGGAACAAGGUGAUGACAACGAAGAUAUUACUAAAACCACCGAGGAACACGCUGAUAACAAGGACGAUAUUACUAAAACCACCGAGGAACAAGGUGAUAACAAGGAAGAUAUUACUAAAACCACAGAGGAACAAGGUGAUAACAACGAAGAUAUUACUAAAACCACCGAGGAACAAGGUGAUAACAAGGAAGAUAUUACUAAAACCACAGAGGAACAAGGUGAUAACAAGGAAGAUAUUACUAAAACCACAGAGGAACAAGGUGAUAACAACGAAGAUAUUACUAAAACCACCGAGGAACAAGGUGAUAACAAGGAAGAUAUUACUAAAACCACCGAGGAACAAGGUGAUGACAACGAAGAUAUUACUAAAACCACCGAGGAACAAGGUGAUAACAACGAAGAUAUUACUAAAACCACAGAGGAACAAGGUGAUAACAACGAAGAUGUUACUAAAACCACUGAGGAACAAGGUGAUAACAACGAAGAUGUUACUAAAACCACAGAGGAACAAGGUGAUAACAAGGAAGAUAUUACUAAAACCACAAAGGAACAAGGUGAUAACAACGAAGAUGUUACUAAGAGGAUUACCACAGAGGAACAAGGUGAUAACAAGGAAGAUAUUACUAAAACCACAGAGGAACAAGGUGAUAACAACGAAGAUAUUACUAAAACCACAGAGGAACAACGUGAUAACAACGAAGAUAUUACUAAAACCACAGAGGAACAAGGUGAUAACAAGGAAGAUAUUACUAAAACCACAGAGGAACAAGGUGAUAACAACGAAGAUAUUACUAAAACCACAGAGGAACAAGGUGAUAACAACGAAGAUAUUACUAAAACCACAGAGGAACAAGGUGAUGACAAGGAAGAUGUUACUAAGAGGAUUACCACCGAGGAACAAGGUGAUAACAACGAAGAUAUUACUAAGAGGAUUACCACAGAGGAACAAGGUGAUAACAACGAAGAUGUUACUAAAACCACAGAGGAGGACUCAGACAGUGUGGUUGGGGAGAAGAGCCUGUAGACCAAGCCACAGGGAAGUCUGGAGAACCUGGUCCUGGAGAAAUGAAGGAUGGAGAGGGGAAGGGGAGAGAGAAGGAGGAGGAUGAGGCACCGGAUAAAGCUGAGGAGGUUGGAGAAGCAGGGGAUGACGGUCCAUCUUCAACAGAUGGAAAAGACUAGAAAGAGAAAGUGGAUGGAGGAAGACGAGAUGAUUCAUACCAUGUGGAAAAGAAAGAUGAGGAGGAAGUAGACAAGGAACCUGGAACUGAGACAGAUUCUGAGACAGAGGAGGGAGGAAGUAGAUAAGGAACCUGGAACUGAGACAGAUUCUAAGACAGAGGAGGGAGGAAGUAGAUAAGGAACCUGGAACUGAGACAGAUUCUGAGACAGAGGAGGAAGGAA
Molecule: messenger RNA, 2081 nt
Organism: Oncorhynchus keta (chum salmon)
Lineage: Eukaryota; Metazoa; Chordata; Actinopteri; Salmoniformes; Salmonidae
Exons: 4
Coding region: 1-1701 (566 amino acids)
Source: RefSeq, a predicted model, not a curated record